Messenger RNA from Maniola jurtina (meadow brown), 3998 nucleotides. Its product is annotated as cytosolic carboxypeptidase-like protein 5. The record is from RefSeq and is a predicted model, not a curated record. Gene Ontology annotation, biological process: proteolysis. Lineage: Eukaryota; Metazoa; Arthropoda; Insecta; Lepidoptera; Nymphalidae. Bases 442 to 3771 code for a protein of 1109 amino acids. The transcript is spliced from 19 exons. Gene Ontology annotation, molecular function: metallocarboxypeptidase activity; zinc ion binding.
CAUCCACUUCCUUUGUCUUGAAAUGGCAUGUCAGCCAUCUUGAAUAAAAUUUAAUAAUGGCAAAAAGUGAUAUUACAAAUAAAAAUUAAAUGCAAUUAUUCCAUCUCAUCGUCUUCAAUAAUCAAACAUAAAUUAUUGUGGUAAAUUUUAACGUUGAGUUAACUUAAAAAAAACAGUUUUAAUAACAUUUGCACUAUAAAAAGAUCACCAAUAAAGCAAAUCAGCUGUUAUCCGUCAAUCGAUGUCAACAAAAUUACAUAAUUUUGUUUGGAAAAACAGUGAAGCUUAUUAUUUUUGAGUGUCAUUUUGGAAAUUUCAAAACAUGUUUAGUAAAUCCGAUAGUUUAUCAGUGAAAUUUUAGAAGUAAAUGUGUUCACAAAUGCAUAAUGGGUUGGCGUAUUUUUUGUGUUCAUGUGUAGAAUGUAGCUAAUCGCCUUAGUCAUGGAUCGCAGCAAUAUAAUCGAGUGCGGUGGCUUUUAUUUUAUACAUAACUUUGAUUCGGGGAAUCUGGGUCAUGUCGAACGUGUGCCCACGGAGUUUAUUGCUCCAACUAUAAACCCCAAAACGAAUGUGGCAGAGACUCCAGACUAUGAGUUUAAUUUAUGGACACGGCCGGACUGUGCUGGCACAGAGUUUGAAAAUGGAAACCGCACUUGGUUCUACUUCGGUGUACAAGCUAGUGAGCCUAAUGUACAGGUGCGGUUGAAUUUGAUAAACCUAAAUAAGCAGGGCAAAAUGUACAACCAGGGCAUGGCGCCCGUCACUCGCACCUUACCCGGCAAGCCACAGUGGGAGAGGAUAAGGGAUCGUCCAGUACAUUCGACGGAUGACAACACUUUCACGCUCACGUUUAGAUACAAAACUGCAGAGAAUCCCAAAGCUACAACAUUCUUUGCAUUCACAUACCCCUUUUCAUUUGCGGAGCUUCAAAUCGCUCUGAACUCUAUCGACUUGAAGAUGUUGCCACUGACAACGCCACAGUCCGCCGACGACAUUUACUAUUGCAGAGAGUGUUUAAUAUAUUCUUUAGAAGGUAGACGAGUGGACCUGCUGACGAUAUCGUCACAUCACGGCAUCACUACAGAGAGGGAGGACAGAUUGAAGAAUCUAUUUCCCGACAGUCAAGAGAGACCGUUUAAGUUCAAUAAUAAAAAGAUAAUCUUCAUAUCAGCGCGGGUCCAUCCCGGAGAAACUCCCUCAAGCUUCGUAUUCAACGGCUUCCUCAACUUGUUACUAACUAGGAACGAUCCUAUCGCGAUCCAGUUGCGGAAGCUGUACGUCUUCAAAAUGAUUCCCUUUCUGAACCCUGAUGGGGUUGCGAGGGGUCACUAUCGGACGGACACGAGGGGCGUGAACUUGAACAGGGUGUAUCUAAACCCUUCUCUGGCCCACCAUCCUACUGUGUACGCGUCGAGGGCUCUUAUUAGAUACUAUCACUUUGGUCAAGAAAAAGAGGAAGAUACGAGUAUAUGCGAGGAAAGCAAAAGUUUUACGUCGCGAAGUAUUCAGAACAUCAGCGAAAGUGCCGAGUUGAUUUCGACGAAAAAGAAGAAAAGCCUCGGUUCGCCGUCGCAUAAGAGCGAUUCGAAGCAGAAAGACAAGACCAAAGCCGGGAACAAAUCGUCCAUCGUUCUGAAGCAAGUGUCCGCUGACAGUUGCCGCGACGUGCAGUCGCUAAGCGGGGAUGCAGCUAAUCUGGCUGAACAGGUUUAUGACAUGAAGUUGCAAGAAAUGCCGUCCCAAACAAGCGAAAUAUCCUCAAACGUGGAAGAAACCGCAUCCCUUCUGAACGAUAAUGUGCUACGGUCGUGCUUAGGGUCCACCGUCCAUCUCAGCACAAGUGAGGAGUUGAACAUACAAGGAAGUAACCCGCUGAAACCAUUGCGGGACACUUUGAAGAACAGCAUCAGUUUACUGAUGGAGUCCAGUUCUUCAGCUCUUGACGAGGGCUCAGGGCCGGAGCCUAAAAGCCCCGCUAGUAAAGUAAAGAUGGGGUGGUGCCGCGAUUGUCGUGCGGCGGUCGCGCGACUUGAAGACACCAUGCCCGGCAUCACGAGCCUCGUGCCCGGCUACAGUGCUGCUAUGAUAUGCUCCGAACCCCCCACUUAUCACUCCAUAGAAGAGUACAGAGACCAUCAGAGGCAACAGAUUGACGUACAGGAUACUAAACUGAGUGAUAUGGAAUACGAUGAAAAUGGUGAUAAUGUUUAUUUCUGUACAAAUUGCUUCAAGAGAUACAUCAUAUCAGAAAAUAAUGAGGAAAUCAAGCUGUGCAACGCGGCGGAGGCGACAUCGCGCGCCAGUGUGAGCGUGUCGGCCGGCGACGGCAACGACGUGCGCGCACCGCCAGCCUCGCGCGCGCCCGCGCCCAACCUUGGAGAUUCGCUCAUGCCGCAACCAUCCCCACCGAAAGACGAGAAGGCAAAGCCAGGCAAAGAAAAGCUGCCAAAGAAAAAACCGCCGCCGCCCACGCCCGUCGCUCUACAGCCACGCGCCCCGCACAAGGACAUCGAAUCUGGACUGUACUUAUACAUCGAUCUACACGGACAUGCAUCUAAGAAAGGUAUAUUCAUGUACGGCAACCACUUUGAAGACCUGGAGAGCUGCGUGGAGUGCAUGCUGCUGCCGCGCAUCAUGUCGCUCAACAACCUGCACUUCCACUUCUCCUCCUGCAACUUCACCGAGCGGAACAUGUACCUCAAGGACAGACGCGACGGCAUGUCCCGAGAAGGCUCCGGCCGGGUUGCCGUGCUAAAGGCCACGGGCCUAGUGCGAUCAUACACCUUAGAGUGCAACUACAACACCGGGCGGCUGGUUAAUGUGUUGCCACCCACUGCGCGGGAGGGGCCCACGGUCCAAGCAUCCGCCGCGCCCAUGCCGCCCAAAUACACCCCGCACAUCUUUGAAGAGGUAAAUCCAUUCCAGUUUCAGGUAAGACACUGUCGCGCUAAGAAUGGUGAGGGCUUUGAAGAGAUAGACCCGGUGAAGGUGGGACGAUCGCUGGGCGCGUCGAUCCUGGACCUGACGGGGCAGCACCCCAACUCGCGCGUGCCGUGCUCCGAGCACCGCAACCUGGCCGCCGUGCGCGACUGGCUGCGCGCGCAUACGCGCACCAUGCGCCCGCAGUUGACGAUGUCUCGGCUCCGACCCAAGACGGCGUCGCCGCCGAGGGCGCCGCUGUUUGCUCGAUCUAAAGCCAAGGUGACCGACGAGCGCAAGGAGAACGCGUACGUCGCGACCAAGACCGACUCGGAGAGAAAACGAAGCCCCCCGGUACUGGCGCAGCGCUCCGGCCACGAACUCGUCAACGUGAACAUGAAAUUCGCUAAAAAGAACGAACCAGUCAAAAGCACGUCCCGCACUCGAUACCUGGCCGAGAACGAGCCCAAACCGAAAACUCUGUCCACUAAACGAAGGAAUAUUCUCUCGAUUCGGAAGCCGAACGCUUCAAAAACGCAAACUACCGGGAUCGUUAAAGCGAAAGCGAAUAGAAGGGCCGCGGACGACUCGGAGAAUCCUCGGACCUCUUUAGUGACAGCGAAGUUGAGUAAGAGGAGUUUCUCGCGCUCCAUACGCGUCGCUUCUCGGGUCAGUAGCAACCGAUGCCGAGCGAUGGCGUCUUCCUCCUCGGAUGAUGUGAUAGGCGGAGGUUGGGAGGACGUUUCGGGCGGUACGGCGCUGGGCGAGUCCUCGCUGGCCGCUAAGCGUCGCCCAUUCUCGAACACUUCGCCCUCUCACCUCAAGAAGAUCAGACUUAAAUCGGGCUUGUAGCGCAAAUCGCGCGCGAGGCUCGCCUCCGAUUCUCGCUGACUCGCGGGCCUCAACGCGCUACCUCGAGCUAAUAUCAUAUAGGCCCCCGCAAACCAUACACUUCAGAUAGUUUAGUCCGAUCGGACUUACAGUUCUUUCGAUUCGGACCUAAGUGGGGUCGGGCUGAUAGUUUAGUAAGACUGAUACUUGAUGACUGAAGCCGAUUGCAAAUCUAGCGAGAAUUUGCG